This is a messenger RNA of Micromonas pusilla CCMP1545, 2602 nucleotides long. RefSeq lists its product as uncharacterized. The annotation marks the transcript as partial. NCBI's taxonomy places the organism in Eukaryota, Viridiplantae, Chlorophyta, Mamiellophyceae, Mamiellales, Mamiellaceae. Gene Ontology annotation, biological process: fatty acid biosynthetic process. Gene Ontology annotation, molecular function: phosphopantetheine binding; fatty acid synthase activity. The record is from RefSeq and is a predicted model, not a curated record. The transcript has a single exon.
AUGAAAAACUGCUGUGCAUCGCGUACAUAUAAUAGGCGGAGACGUGAAGAUGUUGUUGCAAUCUGUGAUAUUGAAAUAAGGGGUAAUGUAACUGUCAGUACAUACGGAAGAGAUAGGGUGCACGCACGAGGAGAUUUUACGACAACGAGGUCGUCACACUCAUUACCAACGUCGUUUACGAGCAUUAUCAUGUUCUCGUCGUUUACAAAUUACGCGUUUGUGUCGCCUUUGAGCAAAAGUUGUUUUGCCUGUCUAGCCAUGGAUGACGACACAUUAGAUGGAGGUGGUGAAAAUACAUCAUUGUGGAUUUCUUCUGCUGUUCUCGACGCAACACUCCAACUUCGCGUUCCGAUGAGAAAUGUGAUCCAUUCUAGCAAGGUAAGCGUCCCCACUGCUAUUGGCGCAUUUCUACUUCCAAGUGUUCCAUUUCACAUUGAACGAAAUGUUUGUGGUGUUCUGAGAGCGAAGAAUCCAACUUCAAGCGGAUAUGCGAAAUCAGACCAUCGGGUUAGUAGCAGUGACGAUGCGGUAGCUUGCUCGCUCGUAAAUCUGCAGCUAAAAGUAAUGAGCAGCAGCCAUCUCGAAGAAGUAUCUCACAAAGGCACGUCAUUUGCCUCGAAUGUUGGUGGAAAGAGCACAACAUCAUCAUUGAUUUCAGAGGUGUUGUACGAAAGUAUACGCAGUGCUCUUCCGUUGACAGUAGCCAACUUAUCUACGCGUACGCGCUGCGUAGACCCAUAUACAAGAGUGAAUUACCCUCCAGAAAUUGCGGCGACGAAGCGUCGUGCAUGCACAGGGGUUCAUGCUACCAAUCGCAUAUCUGUCUGUGAUGGUAUCAGACUUCAUACUUCAUAUAAAUGUGAAUUUCACGAAGCUUUACGCGGUGUCAUAAGGUCUGCAGCUAAAGAGUUGAACCCAAUCAAAGUCAUCAUUGUCGAUUACGACGCAUAUGAAAGGGGCAGUGAAAAACACAUUAAUAACACUUAUUGUGACAGCACUUAUGCUGGCGCCUCUCUAACUCGGCGCCUGAUGAAAUCGAAUGUAAUAUCCGUAGCGUCUGCAUACAGAAGCAUAUUUGGUGGGAAAGAUCCGUGUACACAGGGCAUACGUUCUCUUCUGCAUAUCGGUGGUUCAAACCUACCUCUAAUCCACGCACAAUUGCACCAAGUUUUUUGUAGCUCAAAUUCUACUUCUACUGCUUUCAUCAUAGGGGGUCAAGGCGUUCUUGGCCAGCGUGUUGCAGCAUACGCACUCAAAACCGGCAUAAUAAAUGUAAUAUCGUCAAGCAGUUCAGGACGCGGGAAAAAUAAAACGUCUCCCAACCUUAUCUUGGCGAAUAUUUGCAUUCUUCGUUGUGACAUCGGAUCAAAAGAAGAGUCCCGAACAGCUACCAAUAUCAGCCUCGCACGCGAUCCAACUUGUGUGGUAUUCCAUUCUGGAGGAAAGUUAAGAGAUGCUGCGUUACAUAACCAGACUGCAAGUCUAAUGGCAGAGGUAAUGGCUCCUAAGGUGAGUGGAUUAAAAUGUGUCGAUAUGGACAUUGCCUUACGUCCAACCAAUGCUAUGUUGUUCUUCUCAUCCGUUGCAUCACUUCUUGGUUCUCCUGGUCAGGCAAACUACUGCGCCGCAAAUGCAUGGCUCGAUGUCCACGCCUUGAAUGCGACAAACGCUGGAAUUAAAUGUGUCAGUGUACAGUGGGGCGCGUGGGCAGGUGGAGGUAUGGCCACAGAGAAUCCCCGCGUGUUAAGUCGCUUGCAGAAUAUAGGAAUCGGAAUAUUGAGCCCUGAAGAUGGCAUCAAUGCACUGGACAUUAUUGUUCGAUCCGACAAUGUGCCACCAGUGAUAAUAGUGAAUAGAUUUGAUUGGUCGACGUUUAAGUCGCAUAUCAGUACCGAAGAAGCCCCAUUUUAUGACGAAUUUAUGUCAUGUGCGCUUGCUGAAUUGGCUACACCAGAAUUCGAUGACACCGGCGAGGAAAGUGAAUUGCAGACAAUAUUUUUAUCGCCCAAUCACGACCAACCAACUCUCGCGACAGCGUCAACGACGGCGUCUCUGAAAUCGGACAUUAUGUUGGCUGUGCAUUCCGUUAUUGGAAGGGGCAUAAGCGAGCACGAACCUCUGUUUGACGCAGGCAUAGACUCGUUGGGUGCUGUGGAGCUCCGAGAUGCACUCAUUGCUUUACCUGCGAUGUCAGAUUUUUUGUCGGGUGAUUCUUUACUAGAGGCAGUUCCCUCAACCAUUGUAUUUGACUUUCCAAAUGUUACAGCGCUAUCUGACCACUUAUUACGAUGUAUAGGCAGUAGUAUCGAGACAAGUGUUAAUACAGUCGGUUUAUCAUCGCACGUAAACGACCCAAUGGUAUCUCUUGGGGGUGUAGCAGCAAUGCUCCCAAACUCUACCGAAGAUCGUAAAAGAUCCGACACUGAUGCAUUAUCGCUAGUUCCUGGAGAGAGAUGGCAUGUAGACAGCAACAACGCGCCACAUAACGCGCGAUUUGGCGGUUUCAUGCUCGAAAUAGGAAGCUUCGAUAAUGAGGUGUUCAGCCUAAGCGCGGUUGAGACGAAAUUUAUCGACCCACAACAUUGUAAACUACUAGAGCUAG